This is a messenger RNA of Pelobates cultripes (western spadefoot toad), 12271 nucleotides long. The record is from the annotation of a GenBank genome assembly. NCBI's taxonomy places the organism in Eukaryota, Metazoa, Chordata, Amphibia, Anura, Pelobatidae.
CAGCAUGCAGUGAGGCUCCCUAUGACUGAGCUUUUUCGUUCCAAACGCCUCUCCCAGACCCAGUUAACCAAUUAGCGCUGACUGACAAGACCCCAGCCCAAUCAGCAGCCACUUGUUUUAUUUCUCUCACCAAUCAGCGUAUUGUGGGAGGGGCCUGCAGAGCGCUGCUGUAACCGGCUUUGGGUUUCGCUUUCGUACAGAGGGAAACGACACGGAGCAGCCAUGGUGAGACCUGAGAGGACAAUGGAGGAGGAGGGGGCCCGGGGGGAGACAGCACAGCUCGGGUAGAUCCCAGGACAGAAGGGGGGGGGGGGGGAAGGGGCUGUGGGUGCCAAAGAGAGGGGGUGCCAGGAGGAAAGGAAAGGGGGUGCCAGGGGGAGGAAAUUAAAACCUGUCGUGUUGGGGUGCCAAGAGAGGGAGUACCAGGGGAAGGAAAGGGGGUGUUGGGGUUCCAGGAGAAGGAAAAGGGAUGUUGGGGUGCCAGGGGAGGGUGUGCCAGGAGAAGGAAAGGGGGUGUUGGGGUGCCAGGGGAUGGUCUUCCAGAAGAAGGAAAGAGGGUGUUGGGGUGCCAGGGGAUGGUCUUCCAGAAGAAGGAAAGAGGGUGUUGGGGUGCCGGGGAAAGGAAAGUAGAACCUGUUAGGUUCAGGUGCCAGGGUACUAGAGAGAGGGAGGCUCAUCAUGUUGCAGUGCUAAAGGAGGAAAACGAGGCUCCUGUGUUUUGGGGAGUCGGGGAAAGCGGAACCCAGGCAUAUUUGGAGUAGUGGAUAUUAUGGAGGCAAUGUUGUGUGUUAUUUCUAAUGGCAGGGUCAAGUAUACAUAAAGGAACACAACAACAUUAAAAAUAGUUGUAUGGUUUUGACAUUUGGAGUGUGCUUUUAAACGGACACUAUAGGCACCCAAACCAUUUCAUUUAAGUGAAGUGGUCUGGGUGCACUGACCUCUUAACCCUGCAGCUGAAAACAUUGCAGUGUUAAUGCCGGUAGAGGCACUUCCUGCUGUAAAUGGCACAGGAUGACAUCAAACCUUCCACGAGGGCAGCCUGCAUCUUCGUAUUUAGUUCCCCCCUCGUGAUGACUUCACAGGAGAUAACCAGGGCCGAGGUUUUUUUAUACCCUUUAAUUGUCGCUGAGGCAGUGGGACAUUAUAGUGCUAGGAAUACAGCUUUGUUUUCCUAUUAACUCUCUACACGAGAUUUCUUAGAGGGAGUGGGGUAAAGCUACACAAGAGGUAAGGGUAGGAUGUAUUUCAUGUAUGGGAAAAGUGGUCUAUAAGUUCUAAGUAAGGGUUGAGAGACCUUCGUCUUCCAUAAUGAAUGCAAUGAGCAUAUCAUGCUAUGGUACCAUUUUAGAGACAAUAAGAAAAUUACUUCAGUACAGGACCGGCAGCCCAUAGCUUGGGAAGAUAAACAGGAAAUGUCUAUAGUAGGGAUCGACCGAUUAUCGGUUUUACCGAUAUUAUCGUCCGAUAUUUUGUAUUUUCGGCAGUAUCGGCCAAUAUAGAUACUGAUAUUGCCUAUAAUGCAUACCAAGACUGCCGGGCCCAUAAUGAGAAAUCCGGAGGUCCUGGAUGGCCCGCAGCAAGCUGUUACUUACCUUCCCAGCAGCUCCUCCAGCUCCCUGUGUAAAUCUCAUGAGUCCCGCGGCCGUCAGAGUGUUGGUUACCAUGGCAACGCAGCACGCAGACCGCGAGAUUUACACAGGGAGCUGCUGGGAAGGUAAUGGCUUGCUGCGGGCCCCCACUACUCAGUCCAUGCCACUGGACCACCAGGGACUGCUAUAUCCCCCCUUCCUGGCCAGGCAAAAAGCAGGGAGAGUGGAUAAAAAGAUAAAUAAAGCAUAUAAAUAUUAAAAUUAAAUUUUACACAAAUUACAUCCCUUCUGAAACACACACACGCUCUGCAUUAUACACACACACUACAGAAACACACACACUGUGCAUUCUACACACACUACACAAACACACACACUCUGCAUUUAUUAUAUACACAACUUUACACACACUGCAUUAUAUACACACACUACACAACUAUAUACACACACUACACAAACACACACACACUACACAAACACACACUCUGCAUUUAUUAUAUACACAACUUUACAAACACACUCUACACAAAUACACAACUAUAUACACACACUACACACACACUGCAUUCAUUAUAUACACAAUUAUACACACACUACACAAACACUGCAUUCAUUAUAUACACCCUAUACACACACUGCAUUCACUCUACGCACACUGCAUUCACUCUACGCACACUGCAUUCACUCUACGCACACUGCAUUCACUCUACGCACACUGCAUUCACUUUACGCACACUACAAACACUGCAUUCACUUUACGCACACCACUCACACUGCAUUUACUAUACACACAUUACACAAACACACACAGUCUGCAUUCAACACACACACACACUGUGCAUUCUACACACACUACACAAACACACACACUCUGCAUUUAUUAUAUACACAACGUUACACACACUGCAUUAUAUACACACACUACACAACUAUAUACACACACUACACAAACACACACACUACACAAACACACUCUGCAUUUAUUAUAUACACAACUUUACAAACACUCUACACAAAUACACUACACACACUGCAUUCAUUAUAUACACAAUUAUACACACACUACACAAACACUGCAUUCAUUAUAUACACCCUACACACACACUGCAUUCACUCUACGCACACUGCAUUCACUUUACGCACACUACACACACUGCAUUCACUUUACGCACACCACUCACACUGCAUUUACUAUACACACAUUACACAAACACACACAGUCUGCAUUCACUAUAUAUACACACUACACAAAUACUAUAUAUACACACUACACACACCCUGCAUUCAUAUAUACACACUACACAAAUACACACUGUAUCCACCAGACAAACACACACAGUUCCCCUGUCUAAACACACUGCAUCCACUACACGUGGCAUGUAUAUUUUGUGCAUUUACCUUAAGAAAUUGUUUAUUUUUUCAAAAUGGUAAAUGUACAGAAUAUCGGCAAGUUAUCGGCCUAAAAGUUCACAGGUAUCGGCUCUAAAAAAAAAUCAAGUCGAUCCCUAGUCUAUAGGUCACAACCACUAAAUGUUAUGGUUUUUCCCGUUUGGUGAUUACUGUGUUGAACCUGCAGCAGCUAUGUUGUUACCAUUCAAUAGUAGCAUAAUACCUAAUGUUAAAACAUCUCCAAAUAUCAUGAUGGCAUCUGACAAUGCUUUCUGUUGGUCAUUUUGGAUGAGGAGGAAAUAUUUCACGUGGGUGCAUCUUUAGACUUUCAGGUGAUUUUUGCCAGGAUAACACGUAGAUUCAUUCUGGGACCAUAUUGUUUAAAUGAUUUAUGGAUUAUAUGCUUCUUAACAAAACUUCAGCAAAGAAAAAUACAUACUCUGUAUAAAACUUUCAUUGUACCAAAAUUCCAUUGCAGUUAUCUAUAUGCCUAGAUUUUGUAAAUUUAGAAUAUUAAGACAUGAUGCAGGAUAUGUAAGUUCAAAGACAUACAGUGCCACAAUUAUGGUAAAAAAAAAUGUGAGGCAAGUAUGAUUAUCAAAAGAUCACAAAUUUAGUAUCGCAACAGGGAAACCAGACAUGUAUAACAGAAUCUCAAUCCAAAAUGGGGUGGGGUGGCUAUUUACAAUUUAUGCUAUCAUUAACUCUUACCCUCACCAAGCCUAACAUUACACUAUCCUAAAGCUAAUCCCUAGAGGGAUUCCCUAACUACUUAUCUACUUAUAUUAGCAGAGGGAUUUCCUAACCCACAUUACAGAGCACUUUGUGAGAUUUCCACAUGAAAAGGAGAUCGUCCUCUUCGGCAUGCUGUUCCAGUACAUCCCAGCUGAAAUAUUGUUGGCAGCAGGGAUUGCAGAGUGACUCUAUUUUGGGCAAGGAUGUAAUCACACCAAAAACAUAUUUAAAGGGAAACUCUAAGCACCAGAACACGACAACAGCAUAAUGUAGUACUGCUGAAAAGUGAAUGUCCCUGCAUUCUAUAGUAAUGAAGACAGCCAGUACGGGGGAUUCCUGUUGCAGGACUAACGUUUGGCAUCAAAACACUCUGCAUUAAGACGCCAAAUGCUUCUCGUGCUAAUCUCUAUAAAGAGAGGCUAAUUGGCAUAUCAUUGUGAUUGCCACACAUGUACACUAGCCUCAUAAUGUUUCCCUAUGAAAAGCAUUGGAUAGACUUAAAUCAUCAUUAAUGAGCUCAGCUGGGACAAGAUCAGUGCAGCGCUAGACUAAAAGCAAGUAUAUCUUCGUUAUCUUUUUAGGGAGGACCCAAUAAUCUUGAUUGUUUGGAAAACACUCUAACAUUAGACAUACCGUUUUAUAUACAUUAGUUUUUUUUUGUUGUUGUUGUCAAACCCUGCACUAUUCACUAUACCCUGUCAUACAGAAUUCUUCAAGUAAUGUGUCCCUAAUCUCGCUUUGCAGUCUAUUAUGUCAUAUAACGGUGGGGCCGUCAUGGCCAUGAAAGGAAAGAACUGUGUGGCUAUUGCUGCUGACCGCCGCUUUGGGGUCCAGGCUCAGAUGGUGACUACUGAUUUCCAGAAGAUCUUCCCUAUGGGAGACCGCUUGUAUAUUGGAUUAGCUGGUCUUGCAACAGACGUACAGACUGUGUAAGUGCUGUCCUAUGUCAUCCAGUGGAAGAACUUAACAGUUUAAGCAGAGGCUAUUUCAGAAUGUACGUGCAAACCUACUUGAAAUACCAUUGUCUUGAGUCUCAAAUUCACAGAGCUUACAUUUCUUGUUGGACGUAAAAAUUAUUGUUGUAGUACUGAUCACGUCUUUAUACUGUAUAAAUGUUUCAGGCUGCAUGGUAUGUAUGAGUGACAGAUUGCCAUGGACAAAUUCUUCAUUGUUUUAUUGGAGCAAUACUGUAUAGACCUUGAGGAAAGGACUAACCAGAUAUUCUUACAGAUAGCUGUAUUUUGUACUUUUAGUUGUUCUGCUCAGGUCUUUGAGGUAAAGAUUUGAACAGAGCUCCACAAUAAAGUUCUUUUGUUAUGAGUCUGUUAUUCCAGAAACUAAACAGAUUUUACAGCCUUCUGAAUAUAUAAAAAUGUAGGCUUAGGUUGGUUAAAUGGCUAUUACGUACUGUAAACUACUGUUUCUGUGAUGGAAUCUCGAACCUGUCUAAUGAGUUCUGACCCACUGUCCUAGGUCCCAACGUCUGAAGUUUCGUCUAAACCUUUAUGAAUUAAAGGAAGGAUGUCAGAUUAAACCCAAAACAUUCAUGAGCAUGGUGUCUAACUUGCUUUAUGAGAGAAGGUGAGUGACAUAGUUUUCCUAUGACUUAGUGGCUGACCAUUGAGGUUGCAGGAGGCAAAAUAAGGUGUAUAGCUAUGCUCAUUGAUAAAAUGAUAAAUAGGUGAUCGGGAUGACAUAAAUGUACAUGGAUUAGAUCAAUUGUAGGCAAAAUUACCUGCUCUUACCAAGUUAGUGUAAAUGUACUUAAAAGAAUACCAUGGUUGUCUGAGAUGACUUUUUUAGAAACACCUCUACACAUUCAAAAGAAAAAACACUUCUUUCUCCUAAGGGCUCGUAUCACGGUAUGCAUGGUCUGACCAACACUACCUAUACCUGACGGCACCUGUUGUACCUUAAUUGUCCAUCAUGUAUACAAGGUCUGUCCCUGUAGCACAAGAGCCCAUCUGUAUUUCUGAUCAUGCCUCAUCCGAACACCAGCGCAACUACAUCAGACGCCUCUUGUGUUUAUUAUACUUUGUACUUUUCACUUUUCUCUUCUAUACACUAUUUUACCUGUAAAUCUACAACUACCUUUAAAUAAAGAAUGUUUAAAAAAAAAAAAAAAAAAAUACCAUAGUAACCUAUGCUGAUAAUGUUGGUUACAGUGGAAUUAAAGGACCACUAUAGUGCCAGGAAAACAAACUUAUUUUCCUGGCCCUAUGUAGUCCUUAGGUCCCCCCCCCCCACCUCCGUGACACAGCCACUAGAGGCUGGAUUAACCCUCAGUGUAAACAUAGCAGUUUCUUUGAAACUGCUAUGUUUUCAGCUGCAGGGUUAAAACUAGAGGGACAUGGCUCCCAGACCACUUCAUUGAGCUGAAGUGGUCUGGGUGCCUAUAGUAGUCCUUUAACUCUCUUCAUUCUAUUUAUUAUAGUUGCAUAGAUCACAGGGGCAAACAAUGCUUUUGCUGCCUGAAAUGUAUUUGUAUGAAGGCUGCACAUCAUAGCCCACCAUACUACAGCACUCAGUCUAAAACCAGUCCUCAUGACCCAGUAACAGUCCAGGUAUGUCAGUAGUUAUAGAAAAGGAAAAACCUAAAUCUGGACUGUUGCUUGGAAACGAGGAUUGGUUUGGCUACCACUGCUUUAGAGGGUGUUUUGCAGUCUUUCAUAGAGCCUGUUCUGAGGUUCCCAAGACUUUUAAAAAUGAAAAAAAAUAUAUAUUUGUUUUUAAUUGAACUUGGACAAAGCUGUUAAAAUUAAGGUAUUGGUUAAAAAAAUGACAUGACUAUUAAGUAUUCUAACUUGUAAAAUUUAUAUGAAUAAAAUGGUAACCACGUCAAAGAGAUCAAAUGGUUAUAAUUCCUUGAGUGUUCUUUUAAGGGAAAAACUCUAUUUGUUUUCUUUUCAGGAAGGGAAGGUAGGAAUAGGGCUGCAAAAAUAAGGUGGUUCAAUUCCUAAAGGGUCGAAAAUUGACUGUGGGGGUAUGAUCUAUGCACAAGAAUCACAUCUUUAUAGUAGUGUUUUUGGUGCUUAGAUUGAUAAUUUAAAGGACCACUAUAGUGCCAGGAAAACAAACUAGUUUUCCUGGCACUAUAGUAUUAAUAGGUCCCCCCACCCUCAUGACCCCCCUCCUGCCAGGCUGUAGGGGGAGGAAGGGGUUAAUCCCUUACCUUUCUCCAGCGCCGGGCUCCCUUGGCGCUGGGGACCCUCCUCCUCCUUCUCUGAAACUGCUAUGUUUACAGCAGGCAGGGUUAACCCUAGAUGGACCUGGCACCCAGACCACUUCAUUGAGCUGAAGUGGUCUGGGUGCCUAUAGAUGUCCUUUAAUUGUUGAAUUAAAAAAAAACUGAAAUAAGGGUAUUAAACUAAUAGAAGCGACAAUGAGACACCGUUUGAAGUUUGAUUUCUGUUUGCAUGCCAAAUAGUUUUGUAUAGUAAUGCAGCUUUUCUUAUAGUAAUGUUCUAUCCUGGGUGUUAAAGACAAAAGCUACUUAUGUCUUCUGGUAAUUUCAGAAUAGGAUUAAAGGGGAAUGCUAAACAUCAAAUCCAAGUGGUCUUGUUGCAUAUAUAGAGUCCCUGCAGACUGACAAAUGUGAGCAUUGCUAUUUCUCUAGUAUGCCACUUGAGGCACUCUCUCCUAGAACCCUUUUUUUUUUUUUUUUGGCUUGAUGUUUAGUGUCAUGACAAUGAGGAAAAUUCUAAUCGCACAGCGCAGCAUGCUCAGUAUAGUAUUUGGUGCUUUUUUUGGGAUAAGCAUUAAAUGGGCUUGAGAUCUCAUCCCAGUGAUGAUCUCAGAAGAUGGCAGAGUGGUGGCCAUGGCAAGACCUGAAGGCACCUGAAUAGAAAAAAAACAAACAUUGUUUAACUUUAUUAUUGUUAUUUGCAAAGAGGGCCCAACAAUCUAAUGCCAUAUGGAAUACUGUAAGGUUCUAAAUAUCUUAAAUACAUUCAAAAUGUUAGUGUUAAUGUAAGGGUCAUGGCUUGAACUUAGAUUUACUGGUUAGACUUUAGAAAUAUGAGCCCUCUUUCAGGAUAAUUUGUUUUUAUUAUAUUACUUUAUUAUUUCAUGUUAUUCCUAACCCCAAAAAUAUAAAAUAAAAUGUAAUCUAUUAAAAAGUUUAAAACAGAGCUUUUGAAUAGUAAUUUGUCAUAUUGUGGCUUCCAGCCUUUUGCAUGUCUUCUGGACUUUAUUAAAGCCCCUUCAUAAAUGGGUAUCUUACAGGAGCUUUACAAGUAUGGGAUAGCAAUAAAAAAAAAAAACACAAAUGGGAUCAAUAAAACAUAAAUAUUCACUUAGAUCCAGUGCUCAGAAUGUUUCUUCACACAUAAUUUGCACAGAUUAGUAAAGUUGGCUUUACAAACUGUCGGUUUGCUUUUUAUCCUUAAUGUUCUUUGGAUAUUUAUUCUUGACUCCAUCAGGUUUGGCCCAUACUAUGUUGAACCUGUCAUUGCUGGCUUGGACCCCAAGACAUUUGAGCCCUUUAUUUGUUCAUUGGACCUAAUUGGUUGCCCGAUGGUAACAGAAGAUUUUGUUGUGAGCGGAACGUGCUCGGAGCAGAUGUAUGGAAUGUGUGAGUCCCUUUGGGAGCCAGAUCUGGUGAGUUAAACAAACUCAUAUGCAAGAUAUGGAUUUGCAAUUUUCUAACUUUUGGCUUGGUUCAUGCCAAACAAUUGAAAUUGUUUUUACAACCCAUGAAACUUCAUGAAAACUCCUACUGACUGCACUGGAAGUACAGAAUCCUUCUACGAUUUUGUGAUACGAGCUGAAAGCUAUUGGUUUCUCUUGGAGCUAACUUAUGUGAAGCAAAGUAUUUUUAAAAAGGCACACAGACAUACAUAUAGUAGUGUUACUCCCCAAAUAUCUUCUGAUUGUCCCUUUUAUCCAGUUUACAACCUCUGUCUCUGAACAGCUCAGCUCACAUUGUGUUCACUGUGGUUCAUUAUGUACUGAAAGGCAGAGGCCAGUCCAGAACACUGAAAUGGGGGAUUAAAGGAGACAGAAAAAUGUAAUUUAAAUUUUUUUUUAUUUUUUUUUUUACCAAUAACUAAUGGAUUGAGCACUGACAAAAAUACAACAUACCUGUGAAUUCAAAACAUGAGCUAUGUUUGUACCCAGAGGGUCUCUAUAACUUUAUAUCCUAAAUCUGCAGACAUUUCUGGGUGUUACUGACAUAUCAGCCUUUAAUAUCCGUGUUGAGCUGAACUACAAUUCAGAAAAAAAUUAGCUGUGCUUUAAGAUUAGAUGUACUGUCCUUCUGGAAAAACACUUCAGAUUUGAAAAUAGUUGUUAACAUCUACUAAAGCAAUUAAAUGUCACGUGAAUAAACCACAAAUCCAGGAUCAUGGGAAAAGGCACUAGGACUGAGUAAUGCAAUGAACAUCACCAAUCUAGUUCUUACCACCUCCUGCUGCUCUUUAACAGGACUGCUCUUGCCUGGAAACAUGCACCUAGCUCCUCCUCCAUGAUGCCACCCUGGUUUCAUUAUUUGGUUGAUAGAAUUAGCAUAACAAAGUAUAUACUUGCUGUAAUUGAGGUUGCAGAGGAGAGCAAGUGAACCUACGUAGAGUAAGCUGCACUGUUAGAUUUAAUACAUACAAACUUGAUGUUGUAAAGUCUUAACAUGUCUGACAAGGUAUGCAAUAAGGAGGUGCACUCAGUCAAGUGUCUAUAGUAUGUAGCUUUUAGCAUCAUUAGACAAAUAUUUGAAAAGGCCAGUUAUAGCUGUUAACCUUGUGUUUGAAACAUAAUGUCCAAAUGUUACUCAUUGACUUUACCCAUUAAUUUCUGUAUUCAUUACCCCAAAUAGGAACCAGAGGAUUUAUUUGAAACCAUCUCUCAAGCCAUGCUAAAUGCAGUGGAUCGUGAUGCGGUGUCUGGAAUGGGAGUUGUCGUACAUGUAAUGUAAGUUUUUUUUUUUUUUUUUUGGAGAGCCAAGUACAGUCAGAAGAAUACAAUGUCAUUAUGAUACCCCAGGCCAUUAGUGCAAUGUAUUGUCAAAAAUGGUCUUUAGAGCGCUUGUGAAGAACAAACAUGAUUGUGUUUAACUAUUUAGGUCUUCAGCCCCUUGCAUUGCAUGGGAAAGGUAUUUUAACUCACCUUUACCCCUGUAGGUCGCGCCAUGGCUGGCUCCACUUUUUUUUUCCUUUUUAGAAUAAAUGCAAGACAAUCAUAUUGGGCAUAGAACGCCAAAGAGUAAUUAUAGAGAGCAUAUGUGCAGACAGAUAAGUAAUGAGUAUAGCUCAGUUAUGUGGUGACGGUACUGUGUUCAAGUUGGAGAAGGAUGAAAUGGCAGUGCGCUUAUAGAACAGAACCACAUCUGCUCAUUACUCGGGCUGCCGGGUCAGUCAUAGAUCUCCGCUGUGUGGGAUAUGGUUGGCAGCUAAGCUGGUUUCGGAUUCUCAUUUGUAGGAAAGACAAUAGAUGCUGGGGUUUCCUGGAUUGUGGUGAGGUAUUGGCCUGUGCACUCCUGUGGGUGUGCCACAUAUGGGGACAAGAGACUUUUGGCAGGAUAUUCUGACAUGUCUGCUUCGCUGUUGCAGGGAACUGCAGUAGGCUACUGAGAUUAGAGCAAUUUUUGGAAAAGUCAAGUAAUGGUGUAGCCUCCUAUAUUUUAGACUGUAGACUUUGUCAGAUUUUUGAGAAGUGUUUGGGUAUAAUUGAAGAGCUACCAAUUUUAAAACUUCAAGAUUUCACGGAUUCAUCUACUGGACCCAUAUCCUUCAUGGGCUAAAAUAUUUGCCCCUAGCUGCAUACAAAUUGUAAGAACAACUUGGGCUGUUUAAAAUGAACCUACCAUGCAAAAUCACUGACCUGAAAUAGUUCCUAUAUAAUCACAAAGAUACAUGGUGUAUUCAAUGUAAAAUCUAGAGAUUUGCUCACUUUGUCUCCAUUCCAUUGCUGCCAUCAAGCUUUAUGCGUGUUACAAAAAGAGUAACAUCUAUCUCCGGGCAGUUCUGCGCUCCUCUUGCAGUCUUCUUUGAUUUGCCCUACUUGGGGCGCAUCCCGAAACAGUGCAAAUCUUGUCAGUGAUGUCAGGACACUGGCUUUAACAGCGUAUAGGUGUCAGAAUGGAGUGAAGUUAAGUCACUCUAUUCCUGUACGCUCUAGCCAGCGCUAGAUGUGCCGGGUAGACAGUUUCCAUAGUAACCACAGCACAUGCACUGGUUGCAAUGCGUGAAGAGCGGAGCAGAUCAUUUCUGCUCUCACUCGCCAGUGAAUGCCUCUGCACAUCAAGGCAUUGACAAACCUGUGAGAACUUUGAUAGCAUAAAGGUAUAGAUUAGGAGAAAAACCUAUCACUUGGCUGAAUUUAGAGGUAACUUCCCCCUUCUCACUCACAUAUUGAACUUUACUAGUAAGUUAUAAGCCUUAUGGGUCCUACCUCUUCACUGGCCUGUGGUCUAUAUUCUGCUCCCAAAGUUCAAUAUCCCACAUACAUGUGCUAGGAUCAAAUGGGAGAUAUGCCCAAAUUAAUUUUUUUUUUUUUCCCCUUGCUUCCUACAGUUACUAUUUUGUUAAAAUGACUGUAUCAGUUUCACCAUAUUGUCUAAUUCUACUUUGAAAAUAUAUAUAUAUAUAUAUCUUUCUAACACUGGCAAUUACCCUGGGGGCUAAUUUACUAAACAGCUGAGUGAUUACUUUGAGAGGCAAUCGCAUUGCUCGAAUUAACUUAACUGAUAGCCAAGAUAAUGUAGUGAGGGGAAACCUGCACAUUGAAUAAGUUUUAGUUUACAGUCAAAGGCUUCCCCCACGUCACGAGAAUAAAUUUUUGUACUUCAACACUAGAUAGCAAACAAGUGUGGUGCCAGCAAUGUUUUAACCCAACACAGGUAUUUGUCAAGCUAGAAAAUUAUCAGUUGCAUUAUUUAUUUGACAGCUUAGCAAGUGAUCACUGAGUGCCUCCCAACACAAUUAGCCAAUCAGCGACUGGCUCAUUUGAGGCAGCCAGCAGUAGUCAGUUGACCCCGGAGUGCACUGCGGUAGCUGGGCAUAAGACUGCUGUGAUUGGCUGCCACAAUCACCCCAGAGUGUGGGUGAGAGACCUAUUCAAGCUGGACAGUCUCACAUUAGGCUGCCUAGUAUGCCCUGCAACUGUGCACUGGACAGUUAAUGCAGGUCCCGCUGGCUGGCAGCCCAUGAUGGGCAGCUGUCCUUGAAAUUACCUUGGGUGGAUCUCCACACUGCUAUUUUUCUGAGGCAUCAAGACAGUCUUGCCAGUCUCGGCUUGUAACCGCCACUUUACUCUGUAUGGCAACUGUUUAAAGGGCAGUCACAAAAUGCAUUGACAGCACUGUGCCCUAUAAAGUGGUUGUUACAAAGCAGUAAAGAGCAUUGUUGUUUACACAAGCCCAAAGACUGUAAAGUACCCAUGUGAUGCUAACAUGUUUCUCUUUGCAGAGAGAAAGAUAAAAUAACCACAAGAACACUGAAGGCACGAAUGGAUUAAAACUCUUCAUAUGUUCUGGAUUCUCUGAUUUCGAUCAAUACUUUUUAUUAUUAAACAAAAAUUAUAUAUCCACCAAAUGAAACUUGUAUUUAUUUCUAGUGCCAUGGUAG